This is a messenger RNA of Penicillium waksmanii, 1800 nucleotides long. RefSeq names its product fungal specific transcription factor domain-containing protein. The transcript is spliced from 2 exons. Gene Ontology annotation, biological process: DNA-templated transcription. The record is from RefSeq and is a predicted model, not a curated record. The coding region runs from base 1 to 1800 and encodes 599 amino acids. Gene Ontology annotation, molecular function: zinc ion binding; DNA binding. NCBI's taxonomy places the organism in Eukaryota, Fungi, Ascomycota, Eurotiomycetes, Eurotiales, Aspergillaceae.
AUGUUGGCUUCUGAGAGCUUGCAAUCUAUAUCAUGCCCAGGGGCAUCCCGUCAUGCUUCUCUGAACGCCCGGCCACCUCAAUACACCAGUGUCGCGGAUUCGCAGCACGACUCGCCAAUUGGGCAUCAGGAUAUGUCUGAGUACCACCUGGAAGCUCAGAGUUUGGGGCCUACUAAUUACGCUGAAACGCCACACUCAGUCCAGGCCAGUGACAAACCACACGAAGGAUCUACCACGUACAUAGGUCGGUCACAUUAUCUGAGCCAAGAUACACCCAUCGACGAAACUUCCUCUCGAGCAUAUCCGCCUUAUCAGCCCGAAGACUCAUCUGGAAUAGGUGAUUCGGUCUUAACCAUGUUCAACGCAUUUGAUUUACCUGUAAAGUCCAUCCGACAGGCUCUUAUUGACAGUUUUAUGCGGUUCUGCUAUCCCUGGACGCCAAUUCUUGCUCACGGAGAGUUAGAUUUCUCUUCCGAGGACAACUCGUCACUUCUUCUUAGUCAAUCCUUGUUUUUGGCUGCGAGCAGGGCUUCGUCAUCUCCGGGGAUUCUCGCAUUUGCAACUCCAGCGCAGUUCUACCAGAGAGCAAAAGCUCUUUUCUUCAUGAAUCAUGAGACCAACCCGCUUACUGUCAUUAAGGCAACAAUCAUGUUACAAUGGUAUACCCCUGACGGGCCAGAGCACGUUUCAUAUGAUGCAGGAGAGUUCUGGCUCAAGAUAGGAGUGGGAAUUGCACAUCAAGUUGGCCUUCAUAGAGAUCCUGGGGUGGGAAAUGAUGCUUCGGUGAGACGCCGGGUCUGGUGGAGCCUAAUGGUCAGAGACGCGCUCAUGUCAGUGGCUCAUGGCCGCCCGCGGGCUAUAAACCCCGAAGACGUCAACGUUCGCCCUUUGCUAAAAUCCGACUUUGAAGACUCUUCAGCAGAUGGCGCUGAACUGUUCAUACACUACGCAAGCAUUUGCUGUAUAUUGGGAGAUUUAACAGAAUCUUGUUCUCGCAGCGCCUUAUCGCAAGCGAAAAAGGACCACUUCCGGAGUCUCCUCUUCCGCUGGCCCAGAACAUUGCCUCCUAGUCUUCAGAUCUCGUAUCAGAAGCCUGACACGGACGAUUACUUACUUUCGGCCUACAACCUGAAUACACGCCAACUCCAUAUCCCGUAUUUUAUAGGUUUGGCCAUCGUCGGUCGCCCGAGCACCAAGGGCACCGUAUCAGCACAAUCUAUACUCGCCGCAUCCUUCGUCGCUGGAAUUUUUGAUGAACUCCUUGCGCGCGAUGAUAUCGGCCACCUUGCCCCCAUCUAUAAUCGCUACUGUGUUGCUGCAAGUUUUUUCCUCAUAUCUUUACGACCUUUCCCAGAGCUAUGGGAAGCCUGCCAAACCGAUCUCCGGAUCCUCCGGCUGAGUCUCAUAGAACUCAGCAAACGAUGGAAAUCAGCUAUUGGAGGGUCUAAGGCACUCGAGUCCAUUCUGACCUCGCAAAAACAUAAUGCAGUAUCCUUCGCCGUAGAGACAUCGUGGCUCACCCCGGAUCAACAAUUCUAUUUUGAUGGCUACUCGCUCGAAUUAUGCCAUAUGUGGAAGCCAUACUCGCGAUUUUGCGACAAGGUAGCCCUUGUGCAGGGAGCCAGCCUACCCUUGGCGCCUUACUCUGUUAACCAGGACCUACUGAUUCCUCCACACUUCAAUCUUGCAGAAGACGAUAGCACUGUUCCAUUUACACACCUCGCGGAAACGGGCUUACCGGACCUGUUGUCGUCAGAUUUCUUAUGCGAAGGCUUAGAGAGUUGGCUCCGAGGGGGAUAA